Labeo rohita (rohu) is the source of this 3739-nucleotide messenger RNA. It is a transcript of the gene d2hgdh, whose product is annotated as D-2-hydroxyglutarate dehydrogenase. Gene Ontology annotation, molecular function: catalytic activity; FAD binding. Gene Ontology annotation, cellular component: mitochondrion. The record is from RefSeq and is a predicted model, not a curated record. The coding region runs from base 119 to 1714 and encodes 531 amino acids. The transcript is spliced from 10 exons. Lineage: Eukaryota; Metazoa; Chordata; Actinopteri; Cypriniformes; Cyprinidae.
CGAGGAAGUUAAUCAUAACAUUUGAACAGAACUGUGUUGUAGGAAAAAUGUUAUAAGAUUAAGUGACUUUGUGAUAUAAUGUGAAAUCAGCUCAAACUCCCGUCACCUCUGACACAAUAUGGGGAUCUUUCAGAGGUUCGCAAGACUUCCUCUAAAGCCCUUAUGUAUCUGGUCACUGUGCCCACAGUACAGCACUGCUUUCACAGUAGGCAGAGGUCUGAUAGUGCGCUCCAGCCAGCUGAUUCAGCAUCGCUAUGUGCACAGCAGAGGGUUGGGAGCCAGUCCAGGCAACCUGGGUGCUGCCCCACCACGGUUACCCUUCUCCAGGGUCACACAGGAAGACCUUGCCUUCUUUAAAACACUGCUGCCUGAAAGGACCAUCACUGAUCCAGACCUGCUGAAGUCCUGCAAUGUAGACUGGCUUAAGACAGUGGAAGGCAAUAGUGAAGUACUCCUGAGACCCAAAACAACAGAAGAGGUCUCUCAGAUUCUUAGGUACUGUAAUGAGCGGAAUCUGGCGGUGUGUCCGCAGGGAGGAAACACGGGUCUGGUGGGAGGAAGCGUCCCUGUUUUUGAUGAGAUCAUCCUUUCCACUUCUUUAAUGAACCAAGUCAUCACAUUCGACAAUAUCUCAGGUAUCCUCACUUGUCAGGCAGGCUGUGUGUUGGAGAACCUAUCUAACUAUCUAGAAGAAAGAGACUUCAUCAUGCCGCUGGAUCUAGGGGCGAAGGGAAGCUGUCAUAUUGGAGGAAAUGUGUCCACUAAUGCAGGUGGUCUCAGACUGCUGCGCUACGGGUCGCUCCGUGGGACAGUUCUGGGCCUGGAAGUGGUUUUGGCAGAUGGGCGGGUUUUAAACUGCCUGGCCACACUUCGCAAGGACAACACUGGUUAUGACCUCAAGCAGCUUUUCAUUGGCUCAGAAGGGACAUUAGGAGUUAUUACUGCAGUUUCCAUCCUGUGCCCCCGCAAGCCUAGAGCUGUCAAUGUAGCGUUUUUAGGGUGCUCCAGCUUCCAGCAACUGCUGGAAACAUUUCAGUGUUGUAGAGGGAUGCUGGGAGAGAUCCUGUCUGCUUUUGAGUUUUUAGAUGCCUCCUGUAUGAGCCUCCUGAAGAAGCAUCUGAAACUCACCAACCCCAUCACAGAAAGUCCUUUUUACAUUGUUAUCGAGACUGCUGGAUCCAAUGCAGCCCAUGAUGAAGAAAAACUCCAUAACUUCCUUGAAGAGGUCAUGUCAUCAUCUAUAGUGACCGAUGGGACAGUUGCGACAGAGGCAACAAAAAUCAAGGCAUUGUGGUCUUUGAGGGAGAGAAUCACCGAAGCUCUGACACAUGAAGGGUACACCUACAAAUAUGACAUUUCCCUCCCGGUGGAGAAGAUCUACGAUUUAGUCCAAGACAUGAGGGGGCACCUUGGAGGCAUGGCCAAGAAUGUUGUGGGCUAUGGACAUGUUGGUGAUGGAAAUCUUCAUCUAAACAUCACUUCCCCGUCUAAAGACCCCGUUCUACUGGCUGCCAUUGAGCCGUAUGUAUAUGAGUGGACGUCUGAAUGGAAAGGCAGCAUCAGUGCCGAGCAUGGGCUUGGUCUGAAGAAGAGAAACUACAUUUACUACAGUAAACCCUCAGAGGCAGUUGCCCUCAUGGGCAGCAUUAAAGCCAUGCUGGAUCCCAAAGGCAUUCUCAAUCCGUACAAAACACUGCCAGACCACAUACACUAAUAGUCUCAUGGUGUUCAUGAUUUAUAUGAAAAAUCAGGCUGAUUUUAUUUUGCCACAGUGUUAUUGUAAUACUAUCAUUGAACUGAAUGAACUGUAAUAGAUCAGACCCAAAGUAUUUCAUUUAUUCACUCUUGUGAUUUAGAAGUCGUGCUUAAAACUACACUGUCUAUCAUAAAACUGCAAGUUACUUGCGGAGGAAUACUGUUUUGGAAAUUGUGAGUUGUGCUAAGGCUCUACUGACGUUACAUUGUCCGGACGAAUCUGAUAGUUGCGAUCAGUGGCAGUGCAAAUGAAAAUGAAUGAAUGAAAACUAACAUCAACUUUCCCAAUAACAAAAACGGAUAUUCAAAAAAUAUACUUUGUGAGCAGGUAAGCAGCUUAUAUGCCGUCGUUGUACUAACUUGCUGAAAUUAGUUGUUUUGAAAUAACAUUACAAAAACCACCUUACGCUGACAUUAGCCAAAAGAAUAUGUUAUCAUGAUGCGUCAUCAAUUAGUCAUAUUGUCGGCACUGACUUAAACAAUGUACUGAAUGGAACGAAACGCAUAUUUUGCUGAUUAUUGCUGCUGAAAAUGGUCAGUUAUUGUCACAUUUUGGGCUAUACUAAUUGGUCGGACCUGGUUAAUCAUUUGGAGUACUAUAGACUGCUAAAAGUUAUAACAAAUCAAGGAAAAGUGUAAAAACCUCUCUAUGGAACAAAAGGGAUUUGUGGUUGGCCAAACUGAACCAGUAUUUCCAGGGCAAGAAUCUUGAAAACAUUAUUGUGUUUUCUUAUCCUUUCCAGUCUGGUAGGUGAAAUAAUUUAAUAUUAGGGGUGUGACGAGACGAGACACGAGAUUGGGUUCACAAGAACGAGACGAGACGAGAUUUUUAAACUUUUCUUAAGAAAUCCUCAAUGAUGACAUAUAUAUUGAAAAAAGUCUUUUAUUCAACUGAAAAUGACAAAAUGCAAAAAAAUUAAGGUGCAUUUUGAACUUCAAUUUUAAUGAAUAAUAUGCAGUAAUAAACAACAUUUAAACAAGAGCUUCAUGAUUCUGGAUAAGUUGAGAAUCCUAGUUGUUUUUUAUAAAUUGGAAACCAUGAUUCUCUCACGAUUCUGGAGAAAAAAAGAUUAGAAAACUAAACAAAAUAACAUAAUUUACUAGUGGUUCUGACAAACUGUUCAUUGCUUAAGUCUUUUAAAUACAUAUAUUCAUUUAAACAAAAACAUUCAAUGAAGGAGUCAGUGUCUCACUUCAUUAAGACUUGUUUGACUAUUGGAAUCUCCUGAAUGAAUGAUUCAAUGACAUGUUUAAAACGGGCAGUUGUCGCCACCUGCUGGCAGAAGAGGAUAAGCGUUACAAUAGAUACACGUGUUAAAAUACUUUCGUUUUGAUCGCUACUGUGGACAAUAAGUGUUUAUACCCAAACUAUAAACUUUUAUCCCAGUACUUCUAUUAUUUAAAUGUCUGUAACACAGAAAUAAUGAUUAUAAUGUGGUUGAAAAGACUGUUAGUGUUGCUUUUUCUGCGUUCACAUUUACCCCGACCCUCUGAUUCAUUAAUAUGGGCAGCGACAAAACCUGCUUCUCACACUCCACUGACACUAGCGAUGUGAAACAGUCCUAAUAGACACAGGUAAAUCGUUGUCAUUCAGGAAUAAGAUGGCGUGGGUGUUUGAAUCGACACCUGGAUAUUUUAAGGAUUAAUAGUGUAAACAGGGCAAAAUAUGUUGGGAGGAUACUGACUGGUCUCGCGAGACACAUCGGAUCUCGUCACAUCCUUAUUUAAUAUGUUUUAAAUAAUACUUCUCAUACAUAUCCUUACCCCCUGUUAACUUUAGUUUGUCAAAAUAGUGCCCUUUCCUGCUUACAAAGUCCUUCUCUAUAUGAUUAAGCACAUUUUUUGAUGUGGGUUAGACAGCAUAAAUUAGCAGAACAACAUAGUUCAAUAGUAUAUUUACCCGGGCAAUCAAUGCUGUUUUUUUUACAUCUGAGUAUCUCUAAUAUGGCCGCGCAUCCAGCUAACGGACCAAACAAUGGCGUAA